UAUCCGCACUAGGGAAUGUAAGUCGGCGCCGGGCCCUGUACUCGGCAUGGCGGCCUCGUGUCUGCUGCGGGGGUCGUCGUCUCUGCGUGGCGAGGGCCUUGGCAACGAUCAGGAGCUGGACAACUGUGACACAAUCCUGCGAUGCAUAGCGGAGGACUUGCGGGAGAGGCUGCCACCCUCGGCCCUGCUUCCUGGAGAGCAGCUCGUCCCAAUGUCAUCCAGGAAUCCCGGCUCUCUCCGUUGCGCGGACACACCCAGCGGGGUCGUCGUAUCGAGUCCAGAGGAGCGAGCGCCCGUGGCACAUGUGGACGCAUUUGUGUACGAUGAACAAGCCCUGGAGGAGGCGUGGGCAAGCGGGACCCUAAGCCGAGCUUAUUGCAUGGACUGCGGCUCUCAUCGCACCAAACCCCUGGAAUUCAUCUCACACUCCUUCUCAGCACUGGAGGUGAAGUUCUUGUUCCGUUACGCGCUUCCAGACCUGAGCACAUGCACAGUGCUGGACGUGGGAUCACGCCUGGGCCCUGUGCUUUAUGGGGCCUACCUGUACAGCUCUGCAAGGCGCAUUGUGGGCGUGGAGCUCAGUGGAGAGAUGUGCGCCCUGCAGCAGGCCAUGCUGGAAAAGUACCACAUGGCAGACCGGGUUGAGGUGGUGUGUGCAGACAUCUGCACGCAGGGAGAUCUGUUGGGCACGGCAGAUGUGGUGGUUAUGAACAACGUGUUUGAGUACUUCAUGGACCCAGAGAGCCAAGCCAGGUGCUGGCACUUUGUGCGGGAACACGUGAGGAAACCAGGCUGCCUUCUGCUCACUGUGCCCAGCUUGGAGGAGUCGCUUGGCCGCUUGCAGGUGGGUGUUAAUGUGAGUGAGUGGGUGUGCGAAGUCCCACUCGACUACAGCGUUUAUCUGGGAGAAGGCAUGGACCACGAGGCACUGGAAAGCAUCCACCUUUACCGUGUGCUCUGAGCACACAACAUCACAUGCAGAUGAAGACUGCCACCAACUUCCUGCAAUUCCACAUAUUUUCAAUACAUAUGUAAAAUAUACCUUUGCAAAUGAUGGGACUAACAGGAUUUUCACGUAAGUUUGAAUUUGCUGGACAUUACAUUGCAGGAGUUUGAGAGAGAAAAAUGGUAGGUCACUUUGUGACCUCCAGGAAAGCUUGGCUAUGUAUAUUGACGUGAAUGUAUUAUUGUGCUAUAAAGAAUAAAACACUUUCAGACGGUGUUCAUUUGUAUUCCAACUUCCAGAUGAAUUGUAUGCGAUUGCUCCACUGCCAGGCCAGCAUGACAAACUUGUAAUAGCAACGUUUACCUCAUUGGCAGUCCCAUAUUCUACAUGGAAUAAUAUUUCAAGAUAAACAUUUCAGUUCGUCACAAUGACAUAAUAAAAAUUGGGGCAUUGUUUUAAGAAUAAAACCACAAGUACAAGAAUAACAACGCUCUCCAACGUAAACACAGCACACUUUGCAUGUAAUUUAAUUUGUUCACUCAGGAAAAACAUUUGUGUACACAAAGCUGUUCCCUUUUUUUCUAAUUGCAUCACUAGUCUUUGCACUAAGGCUUUGCACAUGGCAUUAUGUGCACUACACCAGCAGGGCUGCUACACAAACCAGAUGUGUUCUAAAAACCGGAAUUGAAAGCACAAGGGCUACAUCUUGCUUAAAUGCCAUAAAAACCCCAUCCCAUUAACUGCAUACUUUUUGAUGGAGAUAAUCCCAUGGGAUAAUUACAAAUGGACUCAACCUGUCUUUUUGUUGUAUAUAAUUUGACAUGACAUAUGGACAGCGUUAUACGAGUUUAAUUCCUGAUUACCACGGUAUGUUGUAAUUCUGUUGGCAUAGAAUUGCAAUGUUUUUAAAACUCUAGUCCCUUGCCAAUCGAGCAGCAACAGAAUUAGCAACGCAAAGCAAGGACAGUGCAUUACAGUACUUUUUUUUCUUCCUUAAAGCAAAUCGAAAGUGUUCAUGGCUAGUUGGGGUGGACGUUUUAUAUAGUGUUAAGAGACUGGAUGAAAACCACAUCAGAUGGGCUCAAUUUUUUUAAGUGCUUUCACUCUCUGCCGAGUGCUGCCCUUUCAACGUGCGUUCAACUCUCACCUCGUGUAUCCAAGGAUACAUUUACACUUAAUUUUUUCCAUCUUUGACAAAGUGCAGCACUAUGCAGUCGGGAACAGGUUACCACUUUCAGUUAAUGCAAUAAAUGUUCUGUAAAAUUGAGUGGUUGAUUAAUGUAUUGACCAGGAUUAGUGACGAGCAAUUCAAAUUGCUCACUGCCCACU
Molecule: messenger RNA, 2275 nt
Organism: Lethenteron reissneri (Far Eastern brook lamprey)
Lineage: Eukaryota; Metazoa; Chordata; Hyperoartia; Petromyzontiformes; Petromyzontidae
Molecular function (GO): methyltransferase activity
Source: RefSeq, a predicted model, not a curated record